This is a messenger RNA of Oncorhynchus gorbuscha (pink salmon), 802 nucleotides long. RefSeq names its product mitochondrial ribosomal protein L55 (gene mrpl55). The transcript has 3 exons. NCBI's taxonomy places the organism in Eukaryota, Metazoa, Chordata, Actinopteri, Salmoniformes, Salmonidae. The coding region runs from base 140 to 535 and encodes 131 amino acids. The record is from RefSeq and is a predicted model, not a curated record. Gene Ontology annotation, biological process: translation. Gene Ontology annotation, molecular function: structural constituent of ribosome. Gene Ontology annotation, cellular component: mitochondrial large ribosomal subunit.
UUACCGUGACAACUGCGCACGACCUUCCACUUCCUGUUCUCUCUUUUAGAAAUCUAAAACAUAACGUUUAGCGAGAUAACUAGCUAGAAUACCAAACAAUUCCAUGUUCCGUUGAGAAAAACGCUAGCUAAAAUCCGACAUGACACUACAGAAAGUAUGGACGUCGAAGAGUGUUUUAAACAGAUGUCUACAAGAGAUGGUUGCUCAGAGUCAUUUCCUUCGUGUAUCAAGUUUACACACAACAACCACUCAGCACAACUCCAACAAGACAUCAAUUGUACGAAGCAGUCGACAGAAGUAUGAACGGUUGUAUCCACUGUUGCUCGUACAACCCGAUGGUUCCACAAUUAACAUUAGGUACAAAGAGCCCAAGAGGAUACUCAUGAUGCCUGUGGACAUCAGUACACUCUCAGAGGAAGAAAGGAAAAUGAGAAUGCGGAAGCGGGAUCCCAGGAAGGGAGCUGUUAAGCAGAGGACAGUGGAAUUCGAAGAUGAUUUCAAAGUGGAUGAUUACAGCAAGUUUUGGAAGAAGUGAUAGAGCCUGUUGUAGCUAUUUAACUUUGACUAUUCUGCCAAUCAGGGUUUUCGGUUAGCCAACAAUUGUCAGCUUUUGGCAAACAAAUGAAUCAAUGAAAAGCUGUUAAAUAAAACUUGCAGUCCAAAAUGACUGGUAGGAAAAAAAACUCCCAUUGCAAAAUGUUAUUGAUUCAUUGAUGGAAAUACAUUUGACCAUCAUUCUUAUCGGUCUAUAGGUUAAUUUGCAUAAUAUAGUGGAAUAAAAUUGCCGUGUGUAUUUGCGUUA